CUGGGGCUUCCAGCAUUGCAUCGUCUAGCCGCCAACUGGAGGAACGCGUUGACCACGUAGUGGCAAUGCUCGGCGACAUCAGCACCUUCGCUGCGCCGACCACCAUCAGCAGUCAGCUGCAUACCUUGAAGACCGAGUUCCAGCCGCUGCAGUCGACGAACACGGAUGGAAAUCCUAAGUUGUACAAGAUGCCAACUUUCCAACUGGAGAAGUUUGACGACUACAUGCAGCAGGAUCCGGUCCUCUGGUGGGAAGCAUUCACGACGCAACUUCGGAUUCUGCCUGUCGCUAAGCAUGCGUACAUCGGCGCCCUGUUCAUGAACUCAAAGGGCGGAUGCCAGAUCUGGUUCACCCACCUGGCAACCUCUCACAACGUCGACGUACCAGACUUGAAGGACAAGAUCACAUGGGAGGAACUGACAUGGCUGUGGAAGAAACGGUUCAUCGUCGACGACGCACCGACACUCGCCAUCAACCGUCUGUUCACCAUGUCACAGGGCAACACUGCAACACGGGAUUGGCUCACGGAGUGGCAGAAGAUUGCAGCGGUGCCCAAUCUGGACUUGCCAUUCACGCAUUUACGCUGUGAGUUAUACAACAGGUCCUGUGCUGCAUUGAGCCAGGCUCUUGGUGAUCGCGAGCAGUACUCCACCUUCACCGAAAUCAGCGACAAGGCGAGGGAAAUCAUCAAGACCAACAGCAACAACAAGUCCAACAAGUCCCGCAAUAAUGGGAAGGCGAAACCAGCAUCGCAGGCCGGAAAUGGACAGCCUCCAUGGGUCAAGUUCGACUUGACCGAGGUGGAGUACAAGGUCCGCGGCCGCUACGGCAGCUGCUAUUGGUGCAACAACACCAAGCACAAGACCUCCCUGUGCCAGGAUCAGUGCAAGGAGGAUGUGAGUUCCGCGGAAGUACCAGCUCCGUUGAUGGACGCCGGAGUAGAGGUUGUCGACCUUCACGCUUACAUUGCGAAGAUCGACCGCGAGUUCAAGAAGCAACGGUACGACGACAUCGACGCACCAUUGCUAUAUGUACGCAUUCAGAUCGGAGAGGCGACGUGCAACGCCUUGAUUGAUUGCGGAGCAUCUCGCAACUACAUCAGCCAGGACUUCAUGGUACGCGCCGGCCUUGGCCCACGUGUCCGGAGGAAGUCCAAGCCUACGCAAGUCACUUUGGCAGACGGUCAUACGCACAAGUCCAUCGACCGGUGCAUUGAUGCCGUCCCCGUGUACUUUGCCCCUCACGCAAGUGAGGCGGUGUCCUUUGAUAUUCUGGACACCAAAUUCGACAUGAUCUUGGGCAUGUCAUGGAUGCGAAGCGAGGAUCACCCGGUGAACUUCUUCCACCGCACCGUUCACAUUCGUGAUCGGAACGGAGUAUUAGUUCCAUGCACGGUACCUCUUCCUCAUCCUUCGAUCAGCUGCCACGUGGUAUCUGCCGCAAGCAUGCGAGCUUCCAUCAUCAGAGACGACAUCGAGGAGAUGGGGGUGUGUUUUUUCCACGCCCUCCCGCCCCAUGACGCUUCAUCGACGGACUCACCUUCGGAUCCACGCAUCACCAAGCUUCUCGACGUCUACAGCGACGUGUUCGAAGGCCCCCACGGAGUAGUACCGGAUUGACCCAUCCGCCACGAGAUCAUCCUCGAGGACGGGGCUGUAGCUCCGCGCGGUUGCAUCUACCGAA
Chara braunii is the source of this 1683-nucleotide messenger RNA. The record is from the annotation of a GenBank genome assembly. NCBI's taxonomy places the organism in Eukaryota, Viridiplantae, Streptophyta, Charophyceae, Charales, Characeae.